AACUUAUUCGCGCGACAAUAUCAUAAAGCUCGUGUCUUUUACGAGAGUAUCUGGUAGUAAUAUCUUAAGACAAGAUGCAGAUGUCAUUUCAUGGCGGCGUCACGGAAACUAUUCUAUUUGAAAAAUGGCGCAUAAAUAACGCUCAAGGAAUGAUUGGUUCUGUAAUUGGCGUCAUUCUUCUAACUGCAUUGUAUGAAGGACUAAAAUCUUAUCGUGAGUAUCUCUUCGCGCGUACGACGUUUCUCAGGAAGAAUCAGCAGAAGAAAUCAAGAAAUGCAUUAUUGUUUUCCGGAGUGCAUUUCUUUCAGACGCUUCUGCACGUAAUCCAAAUAGUGCUUGGCUAUUUCCUUAUGUUUGUUUUUAUGACAUACAACUAUUGGCUCUGCAUCGCUGUCGGAGCUGGAACAGCUUUUGGAUAUUGGUUGUUCCAAUGGGGAAAAGCUAAUAAUAACAAUACAGAUUGUUAUAAUUGACGGUUGUUUCGAAACAGUAUCUAAUCUAAUCUAAUUUAUUAAAGGCACAUUCAUUGAUUUUGAUAAUGGUAGUAGUUUAUCAGACAAGCAGACGUAAGUCAAUGCGUAAGUCACUGAAUACUUGUCAAAUAUUUUGCCACUCGUCGAAUAACUUAAGAGCGUUUGACAUUAUGGCGGACAACCAGAGUAACGCAACAAUUUGUUGCUCGAAAUCCAAUAACAAUCAAUUUCUAUCAGUCCGUCAGAUUAUUUUCGGAUGGAAUAAAUUCAAUUCUAUAUCCUGGUUGCUGCUAUUUGUAUUCUUCUGCAUUUGGUGCAUAGCAUAUUUUUCUGCUUACAAACAAGAACUGGAAGAAGACGAUAAUCAUGGUAAUCAUCACUGAAGCGAAAAAUGGAUCAUAGAAAAACAAAAUAAUUAUUAUUGAAAAAUGGAAAAAAAUAUAACUCAACU
Trachymyrmex septentrionalis is the source of this 924-nucleotide messenger RNA. RefSeq names its product high affinity copper uptake protein 1-like. The record is from RefSeq and is a predicted model, not a curated record. Gene Ontology annotation, molecular function: copper ion transmembrane transporter activity. The transcript is spliced from 6 exons. Gene Ontology annotation, cellular component: membrane. NCBI's taxonomy places the organism in Eukaryota, Metazoa, Arthropoda, Insecta, Hymenoptera, Formicidae. Gene Ontology annotation, biological process: copper ion transmembrane transport. Bases 75 to 473 code for a protein of 132 amino acids.